This is a messenger RNA of Hypanus sabinus (Atlantic stingray), 3650 nucleotides long. RefSeq names its product zinc finger protein 229-like. NCBI's taxonomy places the organism in Eukaryota, Metazoa, Chordata, Chondrichthyes, Myliobatiformes, Dasyatidae. The coding region runs from base 450 to 1823 and encodes 457 amino acids. The transcript is spliced from 2 exons. The record is from RefSeq and is a predicted model, not a curated record.
GCGAAUGUUGCGCAUGCGCAGUUUACAAAAGGCCUCGGGAUCUCGGCGCAGGUUAAAAAUGACAAGGAAUUUGUUAAUGGAAAUUCAAACACAACAGACCAGUUUUGUCUAGAUAUUUAAGAAGUGCAACAAGGGAUUCAAUCAACAAUCCUUCCUGCUCAGACUGUGGGGAGGAAUUCACUCAGUCAUCUAACCGACUGGCACGCCUGUUAUUUUACACGGGGGAGAGGCCAUUCACUUGCUCAGACAGUGGGAAUGGAUUCAGUUGGUCAUCACAACUGAAGGUACAUCAGCAAAUUCACACUGGGACAAGGCUAUUCACCUAUUCUGUGGGUGAGAAGGGAUUCAGUCGGUCAUCCCACCUGUGGACACACCAGUCAGUUCACACUGGGCAGAGGCUGGUCAUCUGCUGAAUUUGCGGGGAAGGAUUCUCUCGGUCAUCUGACCUAAUGGCUCAUCAGCGAGUUGACACCAGGGAGCGGCCGUUCACCUGCUUGGACUACGGGAAGAGAUUCACUGAAUCAUCUAAGUUGAAGGUACAUCAAGGAGUUCAUACUGGGGAGAGGCCAUUCACCUGCUCAGACUGUGGAAAGAGAUUCACUCGGUCAUCUCACCUACUGCUACAUCGGUUAGUUCACACUGCAGAGAGGGAUUUCACCUGCUCAGAUUGUGGGAAGAGAUUCACUCACUCUUCCACCCUACAGAGACACCAGUCAGUUCACACCAGGGAGAGGCCAUUCACCUGCUCAGUCUGUGGGAAGAGAUUCACACAGUCAUCACACCUACAGAGACACCAGCAAGUUCACACUGGGGAGAAGCCUUUCACCUGCUCAGACUGUGGGAAGAGAUUCACACAGUCAUCCACCCUACAGAGACACCAGUCAGUUCACACUGGGGAGUGGCGGUUCACCUGCUCAGAAUGUGGGAAGGGAUUCACACAGUUAUCCAAAUUACUGGCACACCAGUCAGUUCACAGUGGGGAGUGGCCAUUCACCUGCUCAGACUGUGGGAAGGGAUUCACUCGGUCAUCUGAUCUGCUGACACACGGGCGAGUUCACACCGGGGAGAGGCCAUUCACCUGCUGUGAAUGUGGGAAGGGAUUCGCUCGGUCAUCUGAUCUACAGAUACACCAGCGAGUUCACACUGGCGAGAGGCCGUUUACCUGCUCAGUCUGUGGGAAGGGAUUCCAUCAAUCAUCCAACUUUCAUAGACACCAGCAAUUUCACACUGGGGUGAAGCAGUUCACCUGCUCAGACUGUGGGAAGGGAUUCAGUCGGUCAUCCUCACUAUUGGCACACCAGUCAGUUCACACUGGGGAGUGGCCAUUCACCUGCACAGAAUGUGGGAAAGGAUUCACUCAGUCAUCUGAACUACUGGUACACCAGUCAGUUCACAGUGGGGUGUGGCCGUUCACCUGCUCAGAAUGUGGGAAGGGAUUCACUCAGUCAUCCAACCUACAGAGACACCAGUCAGUUCACACUGGGGAGAAGCCGUUCACCUGCUGUGAAUGUGGGAAGGGAUUUGCUCGGUUAUCUGAUCUACAGAUACACCAGCGAGUUCACACUGGGGAGAGACCAUUCACCUGCUCAGUCUGUGGGAAGGGGUUCCAUCAGUCAUCCAACCUUCAUAGACACCAGCGAGUUCACACUGGGGUGAAGCCGUUCACCUGCUGUGAAUGUGGGAAGGGAUUCACUCGGUCAUCCUCACUAUUAGCACAUCAGCGAGUUCACACUGGGGAGAGGCCGUUCAUCUGCUGUGAAUGUGGGAAGGGAUUCACUCAGUCAUCUCAUCUGCUGGCACACCAGCGAGUUCACAGUGGGUAGAGACCGUUCACCUGCUCAGAACGUGGGAAGGGAUUUACUCAGUCAUCCAAUCUACAAAGACACCAGCAAGUUCACUUCGGGUAAAGGCCGAUCACCUGCUGAGACGUUGGGAAGUGUUUUCUCAGCCAUCUCCAUCAAAUGUGCAUCAUUGGGUUCACACUGUGGAGAGGCCGUUCACCUGCUGUGAAUGUGGGAAGGGAUUCACUCAGUAAUCUAACCUUGUGACACAGUACCGGGUUCACACUGGGGAGAAAGUUUCAAUAAGCUGCAUGCUGGAUAUUUGUCCAUCAUUGUUGCAGAAUGCAAUUUCGAGAGUGACUGUCGGUGCUGAACUCUGCAAUUAUUGCUGCUAUUCACCACACACAGUUCUGCACCCUGGUCACUGGGCAUGGGAGGAGUUUCUACUGCUGCCUAGUCACCUUUAAUGGAACUGGAUCUGAGACAAAUAAAUCAGUUCUAUUUUAAACUCUGUCUCUGGUACUUAGUGCAUUUAUAAGACGCCUAGUGUACAGUAGAGAGUCAACUCAGGCCAGCUGGACCCUGCCAGUUAUUCAUUUCCAUGACAGUCUAUUUAAAUCCCACCCCCCCCCCCCAUUGCUCAUCUCUCACUCUCCCUCUGGUGAUGGGUUCCAAACAGUCAUCAUCUGUGGGUGAAAACGUUUUGCUUGAAUUUUCUGCAGACUGAAGAAGUCGAGCUGAUUGCAGUUCUGUCUGAGAUGUUCUUCACCCCUCAAAUCUCUGGGCUGAGGAAGAAUGACAUCGGUUGUUAAUCUCCAUAAUCACGACUAAUUUCCACAUUAUGGAUCAUUUUCCCUGCUGCUAAAGGGUUUUUAGAGAACAUCACUGUCCCCUAAAGGCCGAAAACAGAAUGGGAAACCAUCAGUUGGAUGUUUAACUUAGCAGGGUCAGAUACCAGAGGUGGGUCUGCACAGGGCAGAAUUUGGGGCUCUGGACGAUGGUCGGGUUAAGAACUUAUGAUGAGGAGAAGGGAAUCAGCAGUGGGGUGUGGCAACAAAUGUCAGAGUAGCAACAUUUGGAAGCUGAUUGACAGAGACAAUCAUUCGAUUGACUGAUGACACAAACAAUGCCUGUGGUGAGGUUCUCCACUGGUUGAGGUACAUGUGUGUUGGGAAUGGUUUUAUCCAUUGAGGGAUUUGUUCCUGCUUGUUUAUCCAGUAAUAUUAUAUCCAGAUGGUUAUCAUGGAUUAUCCUCUCUGAAAUAAUGUAUUGAUUAUCAAAUAAUUUGUACAAACGUUUGUAAGAUCUUGACUCUAAAACUGGGUCAGGCUUGAAUUCAUGGUGCCUUUAUUAAGUUAUGGUGGGCAUUGAUGAGUUUGUAUUUUAAAGCAAGAUUUUGAUGAAUGAUAUUUGCCACUUGAUUGUACCUUUGUAGGUAAUCAGAUUGAGUUAAACUGCUGCGGGAUCCUGGAAUGUGUUGGAUUGUGUCUGGUUUCUCUUGUCAUUUUCUGCACUUACUGCCUUGUUUGUUUUUAUGUCAUGUAUUUUUGUUUUUUUUUCCUUUUGUUAACCACCUUGCCCUGUAUUUCUGCAAGAAAUCCUUGGGUUUCUGUGAAGAGGUCUCCAACUCUCAGUCAGGUGCAUGGUGCUUCCUUGUCACCAUCUCAUCUGCUCAGAUCGUUGAGAUGUCUCCCAUGGAGGGUCAUACUCAUUCCACUGUUUAAUGUUUUCUUCCAGAGUGAUGAUUUAUUUUUCUGAUUUGGCCUCUCAUUGAAGUUUUCUGGUCUGUAUUUCUUAUCAUGAUUGCAUAUACACACAUGGAGUGCUAAAUCCUGUUCAUUUUUGAUGAAAGUAUAUACUUAGAAGUUU